AUGGGCAUAAUGGAGAAACUAGGGGUGACAGACCCCUUGGCAAAGCUUCCCCACAAGCCGCAGUCUUACAACGACAAAUAUGUCGUCGUCUACGACUUCAGUGAAGUCGAUUCUGAGACCUCCGUCAAGGAGCUCACUACACUCCUUAACGAACUCGAGUCUGCUGGUCUCCAGACGGAAGUGAGGGCCGGCUAUGACCAGACCCUUCUUAUCUUCGUGAAGGCUCCUCGGGAGCUUCUAGGAAACACCGUCUACAAGUCGAGAGUAAAGGACUGGCUCUAUGGCAUCGUCCCCGAACAUCCCGGCGGCACCAAGACCACCGUCGUCGACGGCGCCUUUGAGGCAGAGGACAUUCUUUCAGUCUACCACCUCGUCAACUGGCCCAAGUCUCUCGGUGGUGCUGGAAUCACGCCCGAGACGGGCCAGUGGAAGAAUGUCAAGGCCAUUUUCCCCCUGCACAAUGAGGAGACGAACCAAUCCCUCAUGAAGCAUCUCAGCAAGCGGCUGUUCCUGACGCCCGACGAUAUCGAUUCCAUUCGCGACCUCUGGGGAACCAAAGUCGCUUUCUACUUUGCCUUCAUUCAGACCUAUCUUCUCUUCCUCACCUUCCCCGCAAUCACUGGUGUCAUUGCCUGGAUGUACUUCUCAAAGUACUCCCUCACCUACGCUAUCGCGACAUGUGUCUGGUGUACCGUCUUCCUGGAAUACUGGAAGAUCCAGGAAGUUGAUCUCAGUAUCCGGUGGAACGUGCAGGGAAUCGGCAAGGUCAAAGUCAACAGGCCGCAGUUCAAGUACGACAAGAUUAUCAAGGACGAGGCUGGCCAGGAGAAGCAUUAUUUCCCCAAGUGGAAGACGGUCUCCCGCCAACUGCUCCAAAUCCCCUUUGUCUUGCUUUCCGCUCUGGCGCUGGGUGCCAUCAUCGUCCUUGUCUUUGCCAUUGAGGUGCUUAUUUCAGAAGGCUACGACGGCCCCUACAAGAACUUGAUUGAAUACGUUCCGACCUGCUUGCUCGCUAUCGCGUUGCCCUACAUCAGCAGCGGCCUCGAAGAAGUCGCCACGAUGCUCACAAACUACGAAAACCACCGAACGGCCGAUUACCACGAAAUGUCUCUGACGCAAAAGAUCUUCGUCCUCAACAUCAUCACAAACUACCUACCGAUUCUCAUCACGGCCUUCAUUUACGUUCCCUUUGGCGACACCUUUGUCCCCUGGCUCGAGGGCAUGACGAAGGGAUUCCUCGGCGCCAUUGGCCAAAAGUACAUGGACGACGACCUUAGCUUCCACGUUGACGCUGACAGACUUCGUGACGAGGUCAUCGCGCUCGUCGUCACAGGACAGAUUUCCGGAUUCUUCGACGAGAACAUCAUGCCGGUCCUCAAGCACAAGGCGCAAGGGAUCUACCGCGAGUACAAGCGCUCGCACUCAAAGGACACGAUGCUCAUGUCCAUCGUCAAGGAUGCCCCCGAGGAAGCUAGAUUCCUCCGCAGCGCACGCAACCAGGCCACCCUGGAAAAGUACAACGUCCAGGACGACAUUGCCGAGAUCGUCCUCCAGUUCGGCUACCUCGCCCUCUUCUCCCCCGUAUGGCCCCUCAUCCCCAUCGGGUUCCUCAUCAACAACAUCGUCGAGCUACGCACCGACUUCCUCAAGAUCUGCAUGGAACAUCGCCGCCCGCCCCCGGUGCGCACCGAUGGCAUCGGCCCGUGGAUCAACUCUCUCGACUUCCUCACCUGGGCCGGCAGUCUCUCGACCGGCGCCAUCGUGCACCUGUUCGGCGCAAACAGCAUCGGCGGUGGAGCGUGGUGGGCGCUCCCCAUCACCAUCUUCAUCAGCGAGCACGUGUUCCUCGGCUUGCGCUCGGUCGUCCGCUUCUGUCUAGAGAGCAUCGGGUCGGAGCAAAUUCGCAAGCAGAGGCACCAGCGAUACGCGACGCGUGUGAAGCACCUCGAAGAGAUGGAGGCCAACAAGCAGGCUGGGCUUAUGCUCUCAGUCGCCGAGCGCGAGCGUCGCAAGUCAAUCCGGGCGAUGGGGCAGGAGUCCUUCUGGACGACACAGAUUGACGACGGCGCGAGUGCCGCUGUGGGUAUUGGUUUGAUCCAAUCGGUCAAGAGGGCUGAAGUGUUGAAAGCCGGGCAACCGAAGAUUGACUAG
Molecule: messenger RNA, 2151 nt
Organism: Colletotrichum abscissum
Lineage: Eukaryota; Fungi; Ascomycota; Sordariomycetes; Glomerellales; Glomerellaceae
Exons: 5
Coding region: 1-2151 (716 amino acids)
Biological process (GO): chloride transmembrane transport
Cellular component (GO): cortical endoplasmic reticulum
Molecular function (GO): chloride channel activity
Source: RefSeq, a predicted model, not a curated record